AAUGACUGUGCACCGGCAAAAGACUGCAGUGCAUUACUGUUGCGAGCCUGCGAGGCCUGAUCGCCGACUAUUGUGCAGGUGUUUUUGAGCCUUUCCAUCGUUUCCGAUCGCGAAUUCUGUGGACAAAUGACAUCACAGCGUGUUUGUUAAUUGCAUGCUGCAUUGCUGACUGACAUACACCGGUAACGACGGGUUUGAGCCAAAGCAGCGCAGUCGGAGUAAUGUAAACCGCGGACAAGUUGACAACAAGCGCACUGCAGUUCGAUUUGCUGAUGCGAAGAAUUUAUUUUGGAUAGCGACCAAUUGCUAAUAACUAAGUCCUUAUUAUUAGUUUCGUGAUCAACCGUACAGGAAAGGAAGCGAUUUUUUUAUAUGAAUAGUGACUUAUCUCUUUCGAUUAUCGCUGAUCUUCAAUCUACACCCGCUGGAGAACCGGGAAAAUGGACGCGCUGGAAGGAUCAAAAUGCCUGUUUGCUCUCACCCGUUUAAAGGCGGUGUUUGUGGUUGCUUUUGCGACACUACCGAAUGCUUUGGCGGAUCUUACCUGCGAAUAUUCUUAUUAUACUAUGACUGGUCAGAAAGCUACGGAUAAAUUUGAGUGCCGAGACUGGGAUUAUUGUUGUGGUCAAGCAUGUUGCCGUUCUUCCGAUCAUUUCUUUCGGCUGUGGUACUUUUGGCUAGUCAUUGUGUUGGUUUUACUGAUGUGCAUUGCCAGUGGAUAUUAUUGCCGCCGGCGGAUGCUGAUUAACCGAGCACGAUCCACCAUUGUCGUUGACCGCCCUCCGGAUGUUGUGGCUUAUCAUGUGGGUGACGCCCAUCCGAGUUUUUAUCCUCGGGCUGAUGUACAGCCAACAGCCGUUUAUCCCACAUACACCGGUCCUGGAACAGGCGGCGUGACCUUUAUAACGUUACCCGCCGGCGGAAAGCAGUGGUCGGCUGCCGGAGUACCCACCGGGCCGCAUCCUGCUCCACCGCCCAGUUACAGCGAUUUGUACAAAUAGUCGCUUAUUUUUGUGAUGCGUUUAAAGUUUAACUUGCACGGCCAGGUCGUUGAGUUUGAUCUGUCUUAUUGGUGGUUUUCUUUUAUUUUGCAAACCAUCCGUAUGGGGUGGGGUGGCUUUGUAAGUUAUUUACUUAUUUACAGUGGAGGAGUAUUAUUAAAUGAUGUGGUAUUACAUGCUGCUCAGCAGAAAAAUUGUCAUGAAAUAAGGAACUAUUUUUCUGUACUGUGAAAUGAUAAUGAAGAUAGCGGAAUAAACAAUUUUUGA
Messenger RNA from Paramacrobiotus metropolitanus, 1268 nucleotides. RefSeq names its product vesicular, overexpressed in cancer, prosurvival protein 1-like. The transcript is spliced from 5 exons. Bases 441 to 1001 code for a protein of 186 amino acids. The record is from RefSeq and is a predicted model, not a curated record. Lineage: Eukaryota; Metazoa; Tardigrada; Eutardigrada; Parachela; Macrobiotidae. Gene Ontology annotation, cellular component: cytoplasmic vesicle membrane.